Scatophagus argus is the source of this 1855-nucleotide messenger RNA. RefSeq names its product myelin basic protein-like. Lineage: Eukaryota; Metazoa; Chordata; Actinopteri; Scatophagidae. The record is from RefSeq and is a predicted model, not a curated record. Gene Ontology annotation, biological process: myelination. Gene Ontology annotation, molecular function: structural constituent of myelin sheath. The transcript has 7 exons. The coding region runs from base 13 to 381 and encodes 122 amino acids. Gene Ontology annotation, cellular component: neuronal cell body; internode region of axon; compact myelin.
ACGAGCAUAACCAUGGCAUCUGCAAGCAGCUCUGCACAGGCCGCCUUCGGGCUGGGCCGGAGGAAGAAGAACCCCGGCCUCCUGGAUCAGAUUGGAAAGUUCUUUGGAGGGGACAAGAAGAGGAAGAGCAAGGGAUCUUUCCGAGGGGCUCUCUCUCCAGGCCCUCAGAAAGCCUCUGCGACUUCCCCACGUAAGCGUGGAGCAGAAAACGCUGUGGUCCAUUUCUUCCGCACAAUUGUGUCCCCUGCCCCUCCUAAGUCUAGGUGGAGAGGACUAGCAGCCAAGAUAGGCCUGGGCGACCAGAAGUCACAUUCUGCUAAAGCCAAGAAGGCCAGUGCAGGGGAUGGAAAAGGCACCCUGACUAGGAUCUUCAAAAUGUGAUGAUAUCAGCCGCAGAGGAAGCAGGAGUGCUUCUCCCGCCAAACGCUGAGGUCCCUUUCUACAACCCCUUCCAACAGCACGAGGGCAGAUGUUCAAGAUCAUGGGACUAAAGUGGGGGGAAAAAAAGAGGAAGAAAAGGAGGAAAUCUUGUCACCCCUUAAACUCACCUUCCCUUCCACCUCUGAUAACAUCUUAAUGUCCACUAAAACCCUCAUGUCCUCUAUUACUGCCCCCACCCCUUUGGCUGGUAGAUAGCGACACAAUCUGUUGCCCCUCCCUGCAUGCUUUGUGCUGAGUCUGUGCACCCAUCAUCACUGGUGUGAACCGCUUGCUGCAAUUGAUCCUGAAGCCGCUCACUUGUGCAGCCUGCCAGGGCUCUCUAUACUUGUGCUUGAGUUUCUCUGGACGUCUUUGAUGGUUUCUCUAACAAAAAGGGGGGCUAAACUGAAGCAGACCCGGAGCAGUCAAAGGUUACAGCCGGUGCAAGUCUGACUGACCUGACCGCUUGCUGAUUGGGUGAAAAGACCGGGUUGUUUCUGUUUUAGUAAAGAAUGGUUUUCUGUCUUGUCAAACCGUCUUUGUCAUUCCCUCAAUCCUCAAACAUAAACCUGUGCUAAAGUUCUGUUCUGCUAAAGAUUUUUUAACAUACCAGUGCAUGUUUUCAUUCAACCCUUGUUUCUUUGCCAUAAUUAAGUGUCUUGUCAUCGAUGUGAUGUUCAUCUAUGUUUGUCAUUAUUGCCUUAGGAUGGCUCGGGAUUUUGUGGCAAAAAAUGUAAUUUCUAAACCUUCUAAAUAAAUUUGAUGCAAUAGCCAUUGGAAAAAAAAGAUUAGAUGAAUUAGUCAUUUCUAAUGUAUCGUUUCCUUUUCAAUCCAUGGGAUAAUGGCAUACACUAAUCACCUCCUAUGUAUUACAGAACUAAAUUGUUUCACAGUGAACUGUUUUCCACCUUAAAAACCCUCCAGACCCUGAAUCGGAAGCGUGAUGAUGCCAGAUUCAGAGCUUUUCUCUCUGCUUUAGUGUAGUCUAGUUCUCUUCUUUCUUUGUUUCUAUUCUAUGUACAGCACACAUACUGUAAAUUCACAAAAAAAAAACACAAUAAGUACCUUCCCUAAUGACUACCAAAACAAUGUGCUGUUUCCUUCUUGUGGAUAAUUUAAAAACACAAAACACAAUUUCAAAAAGGUGCUCUGUGACUAACUCUGCGGACGUUUUCCAGGAAAAAAAAAAGGGUCAACUUAAGAAAAGCUCAGCACUACCACUCGUGCUGUUGAAAACAUCCAAAUGUGUUGAAAAACCGGUGUGUGCGACCUGUAGCAUUCAUCCUUCCCACUGUUUGUGCGUGCUUGAGCCUCAUGAGUGCUGCGUGGUGUGUUUCUGAAUGGAUCCUGUGGAUGAAUGUAAAGAUCCUCUUCAUUAUUGUCUGUGUAAUAAAACAUGACCAGCCACUUAACUGAGAAUAAAACAUAAAAAUUA